CAACUUUCAACAUUGCAGCGACACAGCGCACAACAAAAGUUGUGGCUGCUGCGACUUGGGCUUCUUGUUCACAAUUCAGUUUUCAAUCAAACGUUGGACCGCGUAGUUUGAAAAAUUGAAGCCGGAACAGCGGAGCAGGAAAACAGAGAAAUACGAGAAAAUUUAAGAAAAAUUAAUUACAGUUAAAAACAUUUCAUUCAAUAAACCGAAAGUAAUCUGCGUUUGUGGUUUUGCAAAAUUUGCGGUUUGAUCGUGUGUGAAAAAUUCAGUUUAUAUCUUAAAUCAGUUCAUUAAAUCGAAACCAUUUUGCAGACAUUAAUAAAUGAGAAAUGCGCGCUAAAACUUUUUUUUAAUAAUUAUUAUUAAUAAAGAAACCAUUGAUUUUUCAAAAGUUUAUUUAUAAAAAUUUCGUAAGCGGAAAAAUAAUUCCAGUGUUAAUUUUGCUUUGGGAAACUCGAAAACCACAGUCAAUAAAUAUAGGAAAAACAUUUUUGAUACUUAAGAAAGUCAAUUUGGUACUCAUUUAGAAGUGCUGAUUAUUUCUGGCACUUUUCUUGGCAUGUCUGCAGAUACCUGCUGUUCCCGUUCAUAUGGCAUAGCACAGAGCACCGGAAAGGUUUCAAAGUACGACAAAAUGUCUUCAGUAUCUACAGAGGCAACAUUUACAUUUAAGGUAGCCCCAAAGCGCGGGAGUACGAAUGGUGCUAGUAUAAGUGCCAGCAGUAGCGUUGGUUCCAGUGAGUUAUCAGAUCCAUUAGACUCAGAUUACAGUGAAGAAGCAGAAGAAGAACAGAGUAAAUCAGAACAGACAGAAGAUUCAGAGGAGAGUAAAAAUAAAGAUGAUGGUAAUGAAACAGAUGAUGAAAGCGAAAGUGUUGAAACAACCAAAAGUGCUAGAAAAUAUCAUUUAGACGAUUUUCAAAUGAUCAAAACUGUGGGUGAGUGUUAA
Messenger RNA from Teleopsis dalmanni, 949 nucleotides. RefSeq names its product cAMP-dependent protein kinase catalytic subunit 3-like. The record is from RefSeq and is a predicted model, not a curated record. NCBI's taxonomy places the organism in Eukaryota, Metazoa, Arthropoda, Insecta, Diptera, Diopsidae. The transcript is spliced from 4 exons. The coding region runs from base 560 to 949 and encodes 129 amino acids.